AUCUUACGACCAGCUAAAGUUCACAGCAAGCUUUUAAGCAUGUUUUUCAACAUAACUUCAACCUUGAUCAUCUUCAUUGCCCUCAGUUCUCCUCACAAAUAAUUCCGAUUCCCCAACACCUAAAACUGAUUCAGCCCCCAGCCUCUUCUUUGACCAGCGAACCAUUCAUCAAGGCAACCUCCGAAGUUCCUCAGGCUUUUGAGAAUCAGGCUCCAGCUUCUUCACCAAAACAUUAAGAGGAAAGAAGAAGGACAACAUGAGACGAAGGCAUCUCCUCUCUGCGCCUCUUCUUGGCAUCACUCUCCUCCUCCCCUCCUCUUCCUCCAUACUCGCCAGCGCAGAGCCACAGCCCUUCCACGCCGCCCAGACACCAACACCCGCCCGGCGCUACCACGCCGCCGCGCCCGUGGAGGCCCUCUUCGCGAGGGCGACAGACGGCUGCAUCGCAGGGACCUACUCGUGCGCCUCGGAGGGAUCUGCCUUCAGCGGGAUCUGCUGCGCCUCGGGCCAGGCCUGCACGCUCGACGCCUCGAGCGCGCCCGCGUGUUGUCCGUCGGGCGACGUCUGCACGGGCACCGCGCCGUCCUCCUUCGCGCCGCCCACCACGGCCUCGGCAAGCUACGUGCAGAACGGCUACUUCUCGUUCCCGUACGUCGCGACCAGCUUCAGCAACGCCGCCGCGUGCUCGAGCGCCGUCUCAGCCUGCAGCAGGAACUAUGCCGCGUGCACGGCCGACCUGGAAGGGAGCGGCGGUGGCGGCGGCGGCGGCGUGACCAUCGUCGUGGGCGGCAGCACGACGGUCGGAGGGAGCGCCGCUGCGACGUACGCGACGGCGACCGCCACGAGCAUCUGCAGCAGCCUGAGCAGCGUGGCGUGUUUUGGGAUCCAGGACUCGUAUUGCACGGCGGGCGCGACGGCAGGUUUCAGCGUGGGCAGCGCAAAUGCCGCUGCGAGGCCCACGGGUUUGCCGUGUGUUGGUGUCGUGGCUGGGGUUGCUGCUGGGGUGGGAUUCGGUAUGGUGGGUUUAUGAUGAUGACGGCCGUCGCUAAGAAACGCGGGCCGAGCCUGAAUGAACAUGUGGGAUGGACAUGCAGAAGAACAAAAUGGGCCGAGUUUGGCAUGACCUCACGAAAUGUUACGACUUUGUUAAUACAAAAAAAACAACAAAAAACUACAUAUGGACUGGAUAUAAGCGGCAGAAUUUGCGAGGCCUCUGUUUCAUCUCAUUUGACGGGGACAAGAGGCACCGCCGGCAGCGACAUUUGAAUCAACAUUAAAAUUUGCUUUCUGUACAUAUUUUAGGAUGCAAGCCCGACUUUAGGUUCUAUUAUCCACACAUGCUGUGUUCACACAUGAGAUGCUCCCUUGUGACAUGAAAACUUCUUCCAACGCCGUCAUGAUACUGUCCAUCAGAAAACCACCUCUCCAUCUUUUCCCAUGAUUAUGUCAAUCAGUCCUUCGUCAAGGAGUUCUUGAAAGAUCACACAUUGUGUGUAUUACACUAUAGCGCCAUCCCUCGCAAUUAGUUAUUCUUCUAGGAUUCCUCCGAAACUUUGAUACUCCCCCCUCCUUCACUCUCGCCCUGCGAUGCAGCAGGCUCUUUCCCUCUGAGCUUACGACCAGC
Cryphonectria parasitica EP155 is the source of this 1624-nucleotide messenger RNA. RefSeq lists its product as uncharacterized. Lineage: Eukaryota; Fungi; Ascomycota; Sordariomycetes; Diaporthales; Cryphonectriaceae. The transcript has a single exon. The record is from RefSeq and is a predicted model, not a curated record. Bases 257 to 1030 code for a protein of 257 amino acids.